UCACAGAAGACAGGAAACUCUGAUCCGGAGUAUAUUCCCAUCAACAGCCGCUUUAAGUGUGUCCAAGAGGCAGAGGAGACUCUCCUGAUCGAUAUAGCCACAAGCACAGGCUGCAAGGUCCGGAUGCAGGGGGACGAGACGGCCGAGCGGCUCUUCGAGAUCCCCGACGAGGAGCAGUGCCUGGGGUUCCUCUCAGAAGUGCAGAGCAUCCAGGAAGCCCACCUGAAAACUUCUCUUCUGGAGCAGAAGGACUCAGCCAGCUGGCACCAGGUGGAGAGGAACCUCCCAGCUCUUUUCUCAGGGCACUGUGCUUUCAUUAUAGGAGCUCUGGGGUUUGAGGAUGACUUCAGCAGUCUAAGCCUGGAAGAGAAAAGAAACAUGCAAAACCACCAAACGGGAUCUCGCCGGGAACCUCCCCCUCCUCCCGUGCCUCAAAACAGGCAGUUUCACCGAGAGAGAGAAGGAGCAUCAAGAGACCAGUCAAAAGUCACCAACACCAUGCGCAAAAUGUUCCUGCCCAGCACCCAGUCGGGGCAGAGGGAAGGCCUCCUCAAACACCUGCUUGCCAAGAGGGAGAAGGCCUAUGUCAACCUCCACAACUUCCGGUUCUUUGUGGGCACGUGGAACGUGAAUGGGCAGUCCCCAGACAGCAGCUUGGAGCCCUGGCUGGUGUGUGACACUGAGCCCCCAGACUUCUACUGCAUCGGGUUCCAGGAGCUGGACCUCAGCACAGAAGCUUUUUUCUACUUUUAUUCUGCAAAGGAGCAGGAAUGGCUGGUUGCUGUGGAGAAGGCCCUGCACCCUCAGGCCAAGUACAAGAAAGUGCAAAUGGUCCGUCUGGUUGGGAUGAUGUUGCUCAUAUUUGCUAAGAAGGAGCAGCUGAGCAAUAUCAGGGAGAUCAUGACAGAUACUGUGGGCACAGGAAUCAUGGGAAAGAUGGGCAACAAGGGCGGCGUGGCCGUCAGGUUCGUGUUCCACAACACCACCUUCUGCCUGGUCAACUCCCACCUGGCUGCCCACGUCGAGGACUUCGAGCGGCGCAACCAGGACUACAAGGACAUCUGUGCCCGGCUGAGCUUUGUCACCCCCAACGACAGCCUCCCUCAGCUCAGCAUCACCAAACACGAUGUUGUCAUCUGGCUAGGAGACCUGAACUACAGGCUUUGUCUCCCUGAUGCCAGUGAGGUGAAAAAUUUUAUCACCAAGAACGAGCUUCAGAAAUUGCUGACAUAUGACCAGCUGAACAUCCAGCGCACUCAGAAGAAAGCGUUUGCAGAUUUCACAGAGGGGGAGAUUAAAUUCAUCCCCACGUAUAAAUAUGACUCCAAGACAGAUCGGUGGGACUCCAGCGGUAAGUGCCGUGUGCCGGCGUGGUGCGACCGGAUCCUGUGGCGAGGAGGGAACAUCCAUCAGCUCCGGUAUUCCAGCCACAUGGACCUGAAGACAAGUGACCACAAGCCUGUCAGUGCCCUGUUCCGCAUUGGGGUGAAGGUUGUGGAUGAGCAUAAGUAUCGGAAGUUGUUUGAAGACAGUGUUCGUUUAAUGGACAGGAUGGAGAAUGACUUUCUUCCUUCACUGGAGCUGAGCAGGAGGGAGUUUGAGUUUGAGAAUGUGAAGUUCCGUCAGCUGCAGAAGCAGAAGUUCCAGAUCACCAAUAAUGGGCAGGUCACCUGUCACUUCUCCUUCAUCCCAAAGCUCAAUGAUAAUCACUACUGUAAGCCCUGGCUGCGGGCUGAGCCCUGUGAAGGUUACCUGGAGCCAGAUGAGAGCACAGAGAUCUCCCUAGACGUGUAUGUCAGCAAGGACUCAGUAACCCUUCUGAACUCUGGUGAGGAUAAAAUUGAGGAUAUCCUUGUCCUUCACUUGGACCGAGGGAAGGACUAUUUCCUUACCAUCAGUGGGACCUACCUGCCCAGCUGCUUUGGCACCUCCCUGGAGGCCUUAUGCCGGAUGAGACGGCCAAUCCGAGAAGUUCCAGUCACCAAGCUCAUUGACCUGGGAGAAGACAGCUUCUUAGAAAAGGAGAAAUCCCUUCUGCAGAUGGGCUCCCUGGACACUGGGGAUCCAAGUGAGAUGCCACUGCAGGUGCCAAAGGAGAUCUGGCUAUUGGUGGACCACCUGUUCAAGCAUGGCUGCCACCAGGAGGACCUGUUCCAAACUCCAGGCAUGCAGGAAGAGUUGGAGCAGAUCAUUGACUGCCUGGACACCAGUAUCCCUGAGAAAAUCCCGGGCAGUAACCACUCCGUGGCAGAAGCCCUCCUCAUCUUCCUGGAGGCUCUGCCCGAGCCCGUGGUCUGCUACGAGCUGUACCAGCGGUGCCUGGAGUGCUCCCACAGCAGGCGGCUCUGCCGGCAGGUGAUUUCCCAGCUGCCUCGUUGCCAUCGCAGCGUCUUUCACUACCUGAUCUCGUUCCUCCGAGAGCUGCUCAAGCACUCAGAGGACAACAACGUCAGCGUCGCCAUGAUCGCCGCCUUGUUCUCCAGCCUCCUCCUGCGCCCCCCGCCCAACCUGCAGGGCAAGCAGAGCCAGCAGGAACGCCAGCGGGGCUUCCUCUGCAGCUUCCUGCUGGCCGGGGAGGAGGAGUGA
This is a messenger RNA of Chaetura pelagica (chimney swift), 2586 nucleotides long. It is a transcript of the gene OCRL, whose product is annotated as oculocerebrorenal syndrome of Lowe. Gene Ontology annotation, cellular component: membrane; cytoplasm. The transcript is spliced from 23 exons. The annotation marks the transcript as partial. Gene Ontology annotation, molecular function: inositol phosphate phosphatase activity; phosphatidylinositol-4,5-bisphosphate 5-phosphatase activity. NCBI's taxonomy places the organism in Eukaryota, Metazoa, Chordata, Aves, Apodiformes, Apodidae. The record is from RefSeq and is a predicted model, not a curated record. Gene Ontology annotation, biological process: phosphatidylinositol dephosphorylation; signal transduction.